This is a messenger RNA of Fonsecaea erecta, 846 nucleotides long. RefSeq lists its product as hypothetical. The transcript has a single exon. NCBI's taxonomy places the organism in Eukaryota, Fungi, Ascomycota, Eurotiomycetes, Chaetothyriales, Herpotrichiellaceae. Gene Ontology annotation, molecular function: ATP binding; protein kinase activity. Bases 1 to 846 code for a protein of 281 amino acids. The record is from RefSeq and is a predicted model, not a curated record. Gene Ontology annotation, biological process: protein phosphorylation.
AUGGCCCAGUGGGCAGAGAAGCUUGAAGGCUCUGUCUACGGCCUCCCAUAUGUCUCCAACGGCUCAUCUGGUAUUGUGUUCGCCUUGGACGACAAGACUGUUAUCAAAGUCGCUGGGGGCAGUGAGAGGCAUCAUUGCGCCCACAAGAUUGAGCGAGAAAUCUACAAGCGCCUCAGUCACCACCCACGCAUUCUCAAGUGUAUCUCCCUGCACGACAAAGGGAUCAUCCUGGAGCGGCUCCUAUACCCCUUGCGGCUGCGGCUGAUGCGACUCCGGGAGAAAAAUGAACUCCUGACCAAAACACAGAUUCUGAAAUGGUCACGGCAGGCGGGCGAGGCGAUGCAGUAUAUCCAUGAACAGGGUGUUUUUCAGGUCGACAUUGGAACCCACAAUCUCCUGCUCGACGACCAAGACAACGUCAAACUGUGUGAUUUUGCUGGCUCCUCGAUCGACGGGAAAGAAAAUUCGGUGUUACCGGGCACCCAUGAGGGAUUCCAACUAUUUCUCCAUGGUGAGGCGCCGAGCAUACACACCGAAUUGUACUCGCUUGGUUGCGUCAUUUUUGAGAUCUCAACCAUGUGGCAGCCCUACCAUGGCAAGACGGACAAGGAGAUUGAGCGGCUAUACGAGGCCGGCGAAUUUCCCGACACCAACCACCUACUUCUGGGACCCGUGAUUCGGAAAUGCUGGACUUUCCAAUACAACAGUGCCGCGGAAGUUAUCGACGAGAUUGACAAGAUCAUCGACAAACAGUCAGUCCCAACUGGGAAUGGUUGGGUGCGAGAGGGCGACCGCGAUGGCGAGCGCAAAACGGAAAGCUCUCUAGGUCUGGGCGUGACGAGGUGA